CGUGGGCCGGACGGGGUCCGCUCCCCCCGCGUCCCUCGGUGCUGGCCGGAGCCCGGAGCCCCCCGGAGCCCCCCGGAGCCCCGAACAUCCCGUGGGCGUCCCGGGCCGCUUCCCCCCGCUCCGAUCGCCGGGAGCGCGGCCGGACCCGCGCACACCCAGCCCGGAGGUGGGAUUAGGCCGGGCUUUGGCUGAUCCCCUCCCAGCAGCCCGGCUUUAUAAAUCCCCCACGGCCGCCGGGCGCGGCACCCGAGGGUGCCCGGGGCGGCCGCGAUGGCGCAGCAGCGCCGUGUCCAGCUGUCCACGCAGCGCCCCGGCAGCACCGUGUGCGUGCUGGGCACCGAGCUGGCUCUGGACGUGUGCGGCUCGGCCCCGCGCGGCGCCGCUUCCUUCCAGGCGCAGGCCUCGCCCGGGGUGAAGCUCUGGGUGCUGCACGAGGCCCGGAGCGUGAAGCUGCCCUCGAGCGUCGGCCGCUGGCCCCUGGGCGCCCGGCCCGAGCUGCUGCUGGCCAUGGAGCAGCCCAGCAAGGACGUGGGCGACGAGAAGGUCAGGAUUUCCUAUUUCCGCGAGGACGGCGGGGUUCCCGCGGGACGGGCCGUGCUCUACCUCACCUGCGUGGAGGUGUCACUGGACGCUGAUGUCACCCGCAGCGGGGCCGUGAGCCGGACACUGCUGGACAAGGCCAGCUGGACGUGGGGCCCCGAGGGCCACGGGGCCGUGCUCCUCGUCAACUGCGACCGCGAUGACCCCGGCGCCGAGGGCCUGGACAACGAGGACAGCGCCGUGCGCUCCUACAACGACCUGCAGGACAUGGCGCAGCUGGUGCUGAGGACGCGCGGGCCCCGCGCCACCUUCGCCGGGCACCGCCUGCUGCUGCACCUGGACUUCGCCGACGCCGACAAGAUCAGGGUUUUCUACGGGGGCAACGGCACGGAGCUGGAGAUGUUCAAGCCCGUCCUGGGGGGUUCCAAGCUGAGCUACAGCGUGCGGCCGAGCCGGCACCACCACGAGAGCGUCUUCUACGUGGAGGGCCUGGCCUUCCCCGACGUGGGGUUCUCGGGCCUCGUGUCCCUGCAUGUCACCCUGCUCGAGAGCCCUGAAAAGGGCCUCCUGGAGUCGCCGAUCUUCACGGACUCGGUGGUGUUCCGUGUGGCUCCCUGGAUCAUGACGCCCAACACGGCGGCGCCGCUCGAGGUCUUUGUCUGCAGCGUGGCCAAGAACGAGGAGUUUGUGGCGGCCGUGGGCGCGUUGGCCGAGCGGGCGGGGUGCCCGCUGACCGUGUGCCCGGCGCCGCAGAACCGCCAGGACCGGUGGAUCCAGGAUGAGAUGGAGUUCGGCUACAUCCAAGCCCCCCACAAGACCCUCCCCGUGGUCUUCGACUCGCCCCGGGACCUUGGCCUGAAGGAUUUUCCCGUCAGGAGCAUCCUGGGCCCCGAUUUUGGCUACGUGGCCCGGCCGGCUCCAGAGGGCGUUUCCAGCCUGGAUUCCUUCGGGAAUUUGGAGGUGAGCCCGCCCGUGACGGUGCGGGGCAAGGAGUACCCCUUGGGGCGCAUCCUGAUCGGCAGCAGCUUCCCCAGGGUGGGCGGCCGCAGGAUGGCCAAGGCCGUGCGGGAUUUCCUGGUGGCCCAGAAGGUGCAGGCGCCCGUGGAGCUCUUCUCGGACUGGCUCAGCGUCGGGCACGUGGACGAGUUCCUGAGCUUCGUCCCUGCGCCCGACCGGAAGGGAUUCCGGCUGCUCCUGGCCAGCCCCAGCGCCUGCUACCAGCUCCUGAAGGAGAAGCAGGAGGAGGGGUUCGGCGAGGCCGCGAUGUUCCAGGGGCUGGACAGGGUGCCCAAGCCAACCAUAAACGAGAUCCUGGCUAACGAGGAGCUCCGCAAGUUCAAUGACUACGCCCAGAGCUGCAUCAGCUGGAACCGGGACAUCCUGAAGCGCUCGCUGGGCCUGGCCGAGCCGGACAUCCUGGACAUCCCGCAGCUCUUCCGGAGCAACGCCACCUCGGAGGCCGAGGCUUUCUUCCCGGACAUGGUGAACAUGCUGGUGCUGGGCCGGCACCUGGGCAUUCCCAAGCCCUUCGGGCCCGUGGUGGGCGGGCGCUGCUGCCUGGAGCAGCGCGUGCGGGAGCUGCUGGAGCCGCUGGGCCUCUCCUGCACCUUCAUCGACGACUUCUUCUCCUACCACCUCCUGCUGGGCGAGGUGCACUGCGGCACCAACGUGCGCCGCAAGCCCUUCGCCUUCAAGUGGUGGCACGUGGUGCCCUGAGGUGGCCCCAGCCCCUCCGCGUCCCCUCCCGCCCCAGUCCCUGCCCUGUCCCUGCCAAGUGCCUUCGGGGCUGGAAAUAAAUCCGGGCUGCGGCCGCGGGGGCUCUCCCGGCACUGGGAGAA
Molecule: messenger RNA, 2378 nt
Organism: Haemorhous mexicanus (house finch)
Lineage: Eukaryota; Metazoa; Chordata; Aves; Passeriformes; Fringillidae
Product: protein-arginine deiminase type-3-like
Exons: 16
Coding region: 271-2256 (661 amino acids)
Cellular component (GO): cytoplasm
Molecular function (GO): protein-arginine deiminase activity; calcium ion binding
Source: RefSeq, a predicted model, not a curated record